AUGAUAUUUCAAGGAAUCGAGUUUUGUAAUAAUCCAGACCCGCCGUAUGAAAAACAGAAGAAGGUAGAUGUGCAUAUUGUGGCCGUGAAUAACAGUGACAACUUCUACUAUAACGCGAAUUUUAGUGUCUUUGAAAACUUAGCUGGAUACUCGUGGAGGUUCAAAAAUGGAUACGAGAAAGGUGGAAGGAUAAUUUACGAGAACGACUUCAAAGGACUGUCCUGCAGGAGUUUCCUCCCAAAAGUAAUCUACGGCAUCUCCUCAUUAAAAUUUAAUUCGAAGACCUGUGAAAUAUUUCCUGGAAAUUAUUCCUUCCAUAAGUUAGAGAAUGUCCUAAAACACUGCUCAGCGCAUAUGUUCGCGGAUGACCUCUGUGCCUUGCGAGCCGGUACUGACAUCGCUGAGACGUGCCGACUUGUUCAACAAGACGUGGACGCUGUAGUUAAGUGGUCUCAUGACAAUGGAAUAGUGCUAAAUUCAGAGAAAACACAAUACCUAAUUAUUCACUCACCUUACUCACCACUGAAGGAAACUCCUUUACCAAUAUACACUCACACGUUUGAUUGUAUUCAUAGAAACACGGUCAAUUGCAGCUGCAAACCUAUCCAGAGAGUAAAUUGUGUGACUUACCUAGGGGUUAAAGUUGACGAGCAUUUUUCCUGGAUUGAUCAUGUAAAUUACUUGUGCAAUAAACUUAGAACUAUAUUAAGUAAAUUUUACCACCUAAGUUAUAGAGUUCCUAGUAGUACAUUAAGAGUGUUGUAUAAAUGUAUGGUGGAGUCUGUGAUGGAUUAUGCUCUUGAUUGCUAUGGGCUUACGUUCAAGACCCACAUGGAAAAAUUAGAAAAACUACAAAUUAGGUUCCUUAAACUACUAGUAGAUAAAAAAACUAAAAAUAAAUAUAAAAAAGACUACUAUAAGUUAUUUAAAAUCUGUAAAGUAUUACCUAUCAGUCUCAAGCAUAAAUACAUUCUCGCAACUAAUAACCACAGCAAGCAUGAGCAUAAUUCACCACUGACAAUAGUAUGUAAUAAAAACAACACCCGAUCGAUGUCGUCUGGUAAAUACGAGGUACCAAGAGUUAAUAAUGUUUAUGGUGAUCGAUCAUUAAAAAAGCGUAUCCCGUACUUACUCAACCAUUUACCAAACGAAAUCCGGGAAGAGAAAAGUAAGAAUAGAUUUAAGUUUAAACUAAAAAAAUAUCUGUUUAGUACUUUACCUUAAUUACUGUUUCAACACAUAAUAUAUCUACACUACUACAUAACAAACUACAGUAAAUUUCUUAUCUAAUAAAUGUACUCGCAAUCUAGCUACCAGCUACCUAAACAUGUAAAUAAACGUAUGUAUAUAAAAUGCACGGAUACAUACAUAUUUAUAUAUAUAAUAUAUAAAUAAUAUACAUAUAUAUAUUACAUACACAUAUAUAUAUAUAUA
Spodoptera frugiperda (fall armyworm) is the source of this 1434-nucleotide messenger RNA. RefSeq lists its product as uncharacterized. NCBI's taxonomy places the organism in Eukaryota, Metazoa, Arthropoda, Insecta, Lepidoptera, Noctuidae. The record is from RefSeq and is a predicted model, not a curated record. The transcript is spliced from 2 exons. The coding region runs from base 1 to 1224 and encodes 407 amino acids.